CAUCAAUCCUGAACUCCGAUACUCUGUGCCUAUCAUAUGGAUUAUGUGGAUAAGGAGGCGGAGCGGAGUAAAUCUUAGCCCAAAAUGAAUUAGCUGCUGGAUACCCUGGAUACCCUUCGACCGGGGUAUAACGCGAUGAACCGGUAGAACAACCAUCUAACUUAGCUCCUUAUCCCCCACGAUCUCGUCCACCCACUCAUUUUUCUAUCCUUUUUUCCUCCGUCUUUCUCUUGGAAAUAGGGGAGUAUUGAAAAUCAUGAAAGCCAUAGGGAUUCGCCAGAUCCCCGGAAAGCCGGGACAAGUCUACUACCCCUUAGAGUACAUCACAUUACCGCCGCCGACCCCGAAGAGCAAUGAGUUAGUUGUCAAGAUACUAGCAGCAGGCUUGAAUCACCGCGACCACUUUAUUCGAGAGCACUUGUACCCCGGAGUUGCGUUCUCAGUGCCGCUGUUAACCGACGGUGUUGGCAUCGUUGUUUCUGCCGGAAAGUCGAAUUCACAAUGGGUUGGGAAACGAGUUGUGUUGGCUCCGGGACGGGGGUGGGAGGCUUCCCCUGAUGGCCCAGAAACUUCUCCUUAUGCAAUCCUAGGUGGCACUAAACAUGCUCCUCAAGGAACGCUUGGCGAGGUGAUUGUGGUGCCAGAGAACGAAGUUGAGGAAGCACCAGCCCACUUGAGCCUUCAUGAAGCGGCUGGGCUACCGCUAUGUGGAUUGACGGCUUAUCGGGCUGCCUUCACUAAAGGGAACGUCAGGGCGGGUGAUAAUGUACUCAUCACGGGGAUUGGGGGUGGAGUUGCGUUGGCCGCGUUGGGUUUCUGCGUAGCGGUCGGCGCAAAUGUUUGGGUUACGAGCGGAAGUCCAGAGAAGCUAGAGGCAGCAAAAAAGUUGGGAGCGAGAGGGGGGGUUAGCUACAAAAAAGUGGGGUGGGAGAGAGAAUUGAAGUCAAUGUUGCCUUUGCCAGCAGAGAGGUCGUGGUUGGACGUUGUAAUUGACGGAGCGGGGGACGAUGUCUGCUCGAGAACCGUCCCGAUACUGAGAGCGGGGGGAAAGAUUGUCUCAUAUGGUAUGACACUCGCGCCCAAGACUCCGUUCACCAUGUCAGCGGUAUUUAAAAACGUCGAGAUACGCGGAACAACCCUCGGAUCCCGAAAAGAGUUCGGAGAAAUGGUGGAAUUUGUCCGCAAGCACAAACUUGGUGUUGUAGUAUCCAAGGUGGUUGAGGGCUUGACCAUCGAGGCAUGUGAGGAAGUUUUCGAGAUAAUGAAGGGGGGAAAACAAUUCGGCAAACUGAUUGUCAGGGUUGCGGAUGAGGAGGGGACGACACCUUCAAAACUUUAA
Messenger RNA from Tuber melanosporum (Perigord truffle), 1339 nucleotides. RefSeq lists its product as uncharacterized. Lineage: Eukaryota; Fungi; Ascomycota; Pezizomycetes; Pezizales; Tuberaceae. Gene Ontology annotation, molecular function: oxidoreductase activity. The transcript has 4 exons. The record is from RefSeq and is a predicted model, not a curated record. The coding region runs from base 257 to 1339 and encodes 360 amino acids.